This is a messenger RNA of Metarhizium robertsii ARSEF 23, 531 nucleotides long. Its product is annotated as Ubiquitin-conjugating enzyme, E2. The record is from RefSeq and is a predicted model, not a curated record. NCBI's taxonomy places the organism in Eukaryota, Fungi, Ascomycota, Sordariomycetes, Hypocreales, Clavicipitaceae. The transcript is spliced from 2 exons. Gene Ontology annotation, cellular component: cytosol; endoplasmic reticulum. Bases 1 to 531 code for a protein of 176 amino acids.
AUGGCCUCAACCACCUCCCCGGCCGCCUCCCUCCUAAAGCGCCAGCUCAAGGAGAUCCAAACGGGCAAAGACCUGCCCGGCAUCUCCUGCGGACUCGUCAACGACAGCAACAUAUUCGAAUGGGAAGUGAUGCUAAUGAUAAACGACGACUGCAAAUACUACGGCGGAGGCAACUUUCGAGCCCGCAUGGUCUUCCCUCAAACAUACCCGCACAUGCCACCGUCUCUGACCUUCCAAACGCCCAUCCCCUUCCAUCCGAACAUCUACGAGAACGGCAACCUCUGCAUAUCCAUCCUUCAUCCUCCCGAGGACGAUGAAUAUGGUUACGAAACCGCCGCUGAGCGGUGGAGCCCUGUUCAAUCCCCGGAAACCAUUCUCCUCAGCACGAUCAGCCUGUUCCAUAGCCCCAACGAUGAGAGCCCUGCGAAUGUGGAGGCUGCGAGGCUGCUGCGGGAGGAGAGGGAGGGGAAGCACAAGGAGUUCAGGAAGAGGUGCCGAAAAUGUGUUCGUGAGAGCUUGGGAGAAGACUAA